Messenger RNA from Nomia melanderi (Alkali bee), 2144 nucleotides. RefSeq names its product cell division cycle protein 23 (gene Cdc23). Gene Ontology annotation, biological process: cell division; positive regulation of mitotic metaphase/anaphase transition; protein ubiquitination. Gene Ontology annotation, molecular function: protein binding. Gene Ontology annotation, cellular component: anaphase-promoting complex. The record is from RefSeq and is a predicted model, not a curated record. NCBI's taxonomy places the organism in Eukaryota, Metazoa, Arthropoda, Insecta, Hymenoptera, Halictidae.
AUUCAUGACAGUCUCGUUAGAACUGUCGCGCUCGUAUUCACAGAGAAAUUAAUGUUAUGUGCAACGUGUAAAGAAGAAUUAAUUGAUUACAUUACCCAUGAAAUUAAGCAGUAGUUCAUUGUUGCUCGUUCUUUCGCGUGGUCAAGAAUACAUUCGAUUAAAAUAUGGCGACAAAACAUGUUUAUGUACAUAUGGCCCUUGCAUUCGGUGUACAUUUGAAUCGCAAAAAGAUCAAUUAUUUCGCUGAAAUGCGUGGGAUCGUGAUUUAAAUAGCUCUAAUAAUUCUUAAGAACUGAAUGUAAAGUCGAUGAGACGUAUUUUCACGACAUGGAGGAAUCUAUAAAGUUUGAUAUUAAGGAGGUUAAGACUGACCUUUUACGCGCGAUAGGCGAAUGUUCUCAACGAGGAUUAUUGCACACCGCAAAAUGGUUAGCGGAACUGAAUUAUUCUUUGAAAGACGUUAAACUAAACGCCCACGAUAUCACCGCCGACUUGUACUUAGGAGAUGUAAGUGAAGAGGAGGACACAUACAUUCUGGCAAAAUGUUACUUUGACUCGAAGGAAUAUGAUAGAGCAGCGUAUUUCACAGAGAAUUGUAAGACACCAAAAGUUAGGUUCCUGCACAUAUAUUCUCGUUAUUUGUCAGGGGAAACAAAGAAAAUACAUGAAACACCGGUGGUGCCUCCAGACCCUGUAAAAAACGAUAGUUUGAAAUUAUUAUGUUCUGAUUUGAGGAGGGAUCAUAUAGCAAAUAAGUUAGAUGGGUUUGGCCUAUAUCUUUUUGGUGUUACAUUAAAAAAAUUACAUCUAGCAAGAGAAGCUAUGGAUGUGUUGGUUGAAGCAACACAUAAGCAACCAAUGCAUUGGGGAUCUUGGCUAGAAUUAGCUUCAUUAAUAACAGACAGGGAGAAACUUGAGAACUUAUGUUUACCCAAUCAUUGGAUAAAGCACUUUUUUAUGGCUCAUAUGUAUUUAGAACUACAAUUAAUUGAUGAAGGUUUAGCACUAUAUCGUGAACUACAGUCAGUGGGAUUUGAGAAAAAUGGUUAUGUCCGUGCUCAAUCAGCAAUUGCAGUUCAUUACAGAAGAGAUGUCGAUAAUGCUAUAGAAACAUUUGAAAGAAUAAUAAAGGAGGAUCCUUAUUGUUUAGAUAAUAUGGAUACAUACUCUAAUCUACUGUAUGUAAGAGAAAUGAGAGUUGAGCUUGCAAACUUGGCUCAUAGAGCAACAGAGAUAGACAAAUAUAGAUUAGAAACAUGUUGUAUAGUAGGAAAUUACUACAGUUUAAGAGGGGAUCAUCAGAAGGCAGUCCUAUAUUUCCAUAGAGCACUGAAAAUGAAUCCUCAGUACCUCUCUGCUUGGACAUUACUUGGUCAUGAAUUUAUGGAGAUGAAGAACACCAAUGGUGCUAUUCAUAGCUACCGACAAGCUAUUGAAGUAAAUAGGAGAGAUUAUAGAGCAUGGUAUGGAUUGGGUCAAACGUACGAAAUAUUAAAAAUGUCAUUUUAUGCGAUUUAUUAUUAUAAACAAGCCCAACUUUUGAGACCACAUGACAGUAGAAUGGUACUAGCUUUAGGAGAAGCGUACGAAAAGCAAGAUAAAAUACAAGACGCACUCAAAUGUUACUAUAAAGCAUGUAAUGUUGGUGACAUUGAAGGAAUGGCGUUAUUAAAGCUGGCUACAUUGUAUGAAAAAUUGGGUGAACACUAUAGCGCAGCAGCAGCUUACACCGAGUUCGUAAUGGACGAGACGAGAAAUGCGGAUAGAGCAGACUUAAGUCACGCGUACAAAUAUUUGACACAGUAUCAUUUGAAACGUGACCAAUUAGAUCAAGCCAACCAUUACGCUCGAAAAUGUUUACAAUUCGAUGAAACGAAAGAGGAAGCUAGGACAUUGCUGAGAACGAUAGCUCAAAAGAGGGUAAAAGUGGAAGAAACUUCGAUGGUGAUAGAAGAUAUGAACGAAACGGAUCCUGUUAUAGAACAAGGAGAACGAACGGAUGCAACUCCCGGAAAUCAAUUAUCACCGAUGAAUUUAUCAUUUAUGCCUACACCAUGAACUAUGGUCGAAAAUUCUGUCAGUUGUCGGAGCUUUCUAUCUUGUAUAUAUUUCUAAUAAAUAUUUCAAAUCGGUGGAGAGAAAGA